This is a messenger RNA of Penicillium mononematosum, 2292 nucleotides long. RefSeq names its product guanine nucleotide exchange factor VPS9. The record is from RefSeq and is a predicted model, not a curated record. Gene Ontology annotation, cellular component: cytosol; endocytic vesicle. Bases 1 to 2292 code for a protein of 763 amino acids. The transcript has 4 exons. Gene Ontology annotation, biological process: vesicle-mediated transport. NCBI's taxonomy places the organism in Eukaryota, Fungi, Ascomycota, Eurotiomycetes, Eurotiales, Aspergillaceae. Gene Ontology annotation, molecular function: small GTPase binding; guanyl-nucleotide exchange factor activity; ubiquitin binding.
AUGUCGGCCACAGAAUCCCCGUCCUCUCCGGGCCCCGAGACGAGAGACGUCUCCCAUGUCCAUGAAGACACUGGAACGCCGGCCGCUCCAACCGAUCUCCUAGCUCAAACACAGGACGAUCUUGCGAAACCGGACAUCAGUCAAACAGUCCAAAUGAGUGCACAAGACACAACAGAGCCACACGCUGCGGCUGCUCUCGCCGAUCCCGCCACGAUGGACUCAUCGACAGCUACCCAACCAUCACAGGCUGAGCAACAACAACUUGCGGGGCAGAUGGAAGGACUAUCGGUCUCGGGAAAUGCGACACCCAAUCUGCCAUCCAGCGCAAACACUCCUCCGCCCCCUCCGCCCCAGAAAGACGAUGUCUACCUCAACCUGAAUGCAAGCUCUACGACCACUGCGCCAACACUGCCACCCAUCGAUACAACCCGGACCCCCAGCCCCGAGAAAGAGCUCCCAGAUGUGCCUAGUGAUAGUGACCCGGACUCUAAACGAGGUGGUCAGGUCGAAGGACCUAGGGAUGAUAAUGCCUCCCAGCCGGAGAUUCAAAGUAUUAUGGGACAAUUCCAGGACCCCGCGCGAAGCACCGAUCAAAAAGUGAUCAUGUCUCCCCGGCUCGAGCUUGCUGAGCAAUUCCGAGGCGGUCCAACUUAUUUUCCACCGCGCAAAUCCAGUUUGGACCAUGCGCCUUCCACCGAGUCUGCGAAUUCUCCGGUCGCUACAUCACCGGAGAAACAGCCUGUAUCCCAACGUCCUCACAAGCCCGAAUCGCCGGUAUCAAACCGGCGAGCGUCCACCUCAACGGUCCCACCAAUGCCGGAACCAGAGGCUGAGCAACCAUUUGAUUUCCACCGCUUCCUAGAACAGCUGCGUCACCGCACCGCCGACCCCGUCGCCAAGUUUUUGCGGUCGUUCCUCACGGAGUUUGGCAAGAAGCAAUGGAUGGUACACGAGCAAGUGAAGAUUAUUAGCGAUUUCCUGACGUUUAUCACAAAUAAGAUGGCCAUGUGCGAGAUCUGGCGAGACGUAUCGGAUAGUGAAUUCGAUAAUGCCAAGGAAGGCAUGGAGAAACUUGUUAUGAAUCGUCUAUAUUCGCAGACUUUUGCACCAGCUAUUCCAGCUCCGCCAACAAUACCCAGAAGUGCAAGUCGGAGCCGGCGGAGGGAGUUAGAAAGGCUCCAUGGGCCGUGGCGACGUGGCCAGCAUCAGGAGGACAUUGAGCGAGACGAUAUUCUGGCACAGAAGAUUCGCAUUUACAGCUGGGUCAACGAAACGCAUCUGGAUAUCCCGACUGUGAGCGGCGGUGGACGCCGUUUCUUGAAUUUGGCACAGCAAGAAAUAUCAAAAAUCAAUGGCUACCGUGCUCCCAGAGAUAAGGUCAUUUGCAUUUUGAACUGCUGCAAAGUCAUCUUUGGUCUAUUAAAGAAUUCCAAAAAGGCCGACACAUCUGCCGACUCUUUUAUCCCCCUCCUGAUCUAUGUGGUUUUGCAUGCAAACCCUGACCAUCUUGUUUCUAACAUCCAAUACAUCCUUCGAUUCCGCAACCAGGAUAAACUUGGCGGUGAAGCAGGGUAUUACAUCUCAUCGUUGUCUGGAGCCAUCCAAUUCAUCGAGACCCUGGACCGCACAAGUCUAACCGUCAGCGACGAGGACUUUGAACGUAACGUCGAAGCUGCCGUGUCCGCUAUUGCAGAACAAAACCGCGAAUCCGAAACCUUCGAAGAGAAGCCCUCCACCCAACCCCCUUCAUCUCAGCCCCAGGCCGGACCAAGCCGCAAAGAAACUAUCCAAUCCAGUGACGACGACACCUCCGCCCCAGUCGCGGGACUACUACGCACAAUCCAAAAACCUCUCUCCACUAUCGGCCGCAUCUUCUCGGACGAGCCAGAUUCAGGUCCUGUCACUUCUCAAGAACACCCCCAGCCUGUCCCGACGCCCCAACCCGUUGUUGCUCCACCCCGUCUCACCCCGAACGUCUACCAGCCUCCUCGUGCAAGCAGCGAGGACGGCCGCCGCUCAGGCGAUGAGCGCGCCCGCUCCGCCCACGGUAGGGGAACCGCGAAGAAGAAUCUAACCCGCGUACUCGACGCUCAGGACGCCGCCGCACGUCAGGCCAGUGCUGAAGAUGCGGAGGCGCGCCGUAUACAACGUGCUGAACAUAAUAAUGUCGUCGAGACACUUUCGAACAUGUUUCCCAACCUAGACCGGGAUCUUAUUGAUGACGUCGUUAAGAUGAAAGAGGGGAGGGUUGGCCUAGCUGUCGAUGCUUGUCUUGCUCUCAGUGCAGAGUAG